AUGCUUUCGGUUGGUAGCCUCCUUGUUGCGAGCCUCGCGCUUGCGUCGGCCGUCGUCGUCGACCACACGGGCUACCCGCGCUACUGCGCCAAGGACAUGGCCAUGGCGGCCAUCCAGCCGGUCGCCGACCCGCUCGCGUCGACCAUGACGCUCGUCCAGGUGCAAAUGAUGGUACGCCACGGCGCGCGCAUGCCGUUCAGCGACGGCAAGUGCUGGGACGGCUACAGCGAAGCGUGGACCUGCAACAUCCGCGAUCAAGUGACGCCCGUCUUGCACUCGCAGAGCAGCGGCGCCUCGCCAACGCUCGUUUUCGACAAGACGUAUGGCGCUGGCGGCAACGCCUACCCCGGCAACUGCCUUCUCGGGCAGAUGAUCGACGAAGGCUAUCUCCAGCAGCAGCGGAACGGCGCCAACUUUCGCAAGGCGUAUGUCGGGACCGGACCGCUCUCGCUCUUUCAAGCUGGUGUGGCCGUCGACUUGACCAACACCUCGGAUGUCUAUUUCGAAAGCACCGACAUGCAGCGCACCGUCAACUCGGGCAUGAUCAUUGCGCAAAACUGGUUUUCGGAUGCGACGAAUUCGGCGCCGAUCCCGUGGCACACGAACGACCUGAGUACGUCGUUUGUGACACCCAACCCGAGCAUCUGCCCGGCGCUCAACGCCAUCAACGCCGAGUGGCUCGCAUCCGCCGAGUACAAGGCGUGGUCCACCAAUGCCACCAACGUGGCGUGGGAGAAGGAGCUCCAGACGCACAUUUCAGGCUACAACCACGUGCUGCUCUUCGACUGCCUCAUGACGCAGCGGUGCACGGACCGCCUCUUGCCCAACGGGAUGGAUCACGACCUCUUUCUUCGGUCGGUGAGCCACGAAGAGAAAGCGCAGUUGUUCCAGUACCUCUACAAGAACAGCGCGUACGCGCGCACGGGCAUGGCGACGUUCAUCGCUCGCAUUCGGACGCGAUUGCAGGCGGCGAUUGCUGGCCACGGCCCGCGCCUCGUCCUCUCGGCAGUCCAUGAUACGACCUUGAUGCCGCUGCUGGCGGCGCUCGGCGGUGACGCGUACCUCACCGAAUGGGUCCCGUACGCGAGCCACGUUGGCCUCGAGCUCUACUACCAAGCGUCGACGAAGAGCCAUUUCUUCCGCCUCUUGUACCAAGGCCGGCCGCUGCCGAUCCCGGCUUGUGCCUCCGAGCUCUGCCCUGUCCAGGCCUUCCUUGACAUGUCUGCAUUUGCGACGGCGCCCAACGUGUGCAAGGUGCCGCAGACCUUUGCGCCUCUCAACGUCACGGCAGGACCUAUCCCGCAAGUCGUGCUCACGGGGACGAGCACCGAUGCGACCGAGAGCGGUGGCUACAGCGCGACGACGAUGGCGUUGAUUGGCCUUGGCGGUAUUGUGCUCGGUGCCGGCGUCGGCUUUACAACCUCCAAGCACUGCAUCAACCGCGCCGGGUACAGCCAAGUGUAGUUGUAUGAUUGUCUCCGGUGGAAUA
This is a messenger RNA of Saprolegnia parasitica CBS 223.65, 1489 nucleotides long. RefSeq lists its product as hypothetical. Gene Ontology annotation, biological process: dephosphorylation. Gene Ontology annotation, molecular function: phosphatase activity. The record is from RefSeq and is a predicted model, not a curated record. The coding region runs from base 1 to 1464 and encodes 487 amino acids. NCBI's taxonomy places the organism in Eukaryota, Oomycota, Saprolegniomycetes, Saprolegniales, Saprolegniaceae. The transcript is spliced from 8 exons.